AUGGAUGUCCGGAUCAAAUAUCCGUUUAAACACUUCCUGAAAGAAGGAAUUGUUUCGAAGCCUAAGAAAAAAAGAACCGAAGUAAACAAUCAUAGCCCCACAAAUACAUAUGAUACUACAGGGCCAAAGGACGAUGAGAAUGCUUUAAUGAUAUCAAGUGGUGAUCAAAGUCAAACUAAAUACAGAAAACAACCAAGGAUAAUUAAAGGAAGGUCAAUAGUUGACAGACAUCCUAAUUUAAAUAAAAAUUCAAUUGAAAAACACUGUUUCGGAGUACAACCAGGUUUAUCACAAACUGAGAUAACUGCAGAACUAAUUCGAUACUCGCAAAUGGUCAGUAAAAUACAAGAAACUAACCCACAACUUUUCCUACGAAAAUGUCAGUAA
This is a messenger RNA of Schistosoma curassoni, 387 nucleotides long. The record is from the annotation of a GenBank genome assembly. NCBI's taxonomy places the organism in Eukaryota, Metazoa, Platyhelminthes, Trematoda, Strigeidida, Schistosomatidae.